GGUUCAAUUUAGUUAGACCCAAUCCUCCCAAAUUUCUGGUUUGUUUUUUUGUAACUUCAAUUACAUACAUAAUGUUGUUUAAAAGACGGAAUGCAUAAUGAAAUGAAAUGAAUUACUCAUUUGUAUUUUCUGUGAUGCCAUGUUAAUUUUACUAUGGAUAUUUUUCAGGUGUGUACUGAUGUAUUGUCAUUAUUGUAUCAUUUGGAAACCUCUCCUAUUGGUUCGCUUCUCCUGUCAGACUUCAAGUUGAGCCAGAUGGUGUUUGUUAACGGGACAGUGAAGCUCGCCGACUUGGAUGACUUGGCACCUGAGGAACAGCACUGUACUUCGGAUUCUCAGUGCUACUUUAAAAAAAAGGACCUAGGUGUUUCCUGUGUACAGUCGAUGUGUCAUGGUAGAAAUGCGAAGUUGAAUCUCUUGGGGUUUCUAUCAAAUUUUCGAAAAAUAAUCAUCAGCGACAUUCCCGCUGACCUUGAAUCUGAGGUCAACAUGGCAGUUCAAAUGUUGGAAGAGCUACAGGUAUCCAGUGGAAAGCUUGUUGAUAUUUUUAAAACAUUCCAAAGACAUGCCACCAAAUAGAGUACCGUAAUUUCCUUCUUUUUACUAUAUAUUUGAAGAUCAACUCACCAAAUUUAUAUUUAUUAUUAAGAUUAUAAAUUUAAAGAUUAAGUGUUGUGCUAAGACUAAUUUUACAGAUAAAAUAUGUGCUCUUACAGUGAUGAGUGGGGUAUAUUUAAUAUAUAAUUUUUUUAAAUAUUUCCUCUAAAUAUAUCCAUAUUUAAAAAAAACAAAACAAAACUUUAUGUAUCAAUUGGACAUAUAAUGAGCUUAAUUUACACAACUGAGUAAGUGAGUGACUGAGUGUAACUUCAGUAAA
This is a messenger RNA of Anneissia japonica, 877 nucleotides long. RefSeq names its product extracellular tyrosine-protein kinase PKDCC-like. Gene Ontology annotation, molecular function: non-membrane spanning protein tyrosine kinase activity. The record is from RefSeq and is a predicted model, not a curated record. The coding region runs from base 154 to 579 and encodes 141 amino acids. NCBI's taxonomy places the organism in Eukaryota, Metazoa, Echinodermata, Crinoidea, Comatulida, Comatulidae. The transcript has 2 exons.